Eublepharis macularius is the source of this 2238-nucleotide messenger RNA. It is a transcript of the gene MEOX2, whose product is annotated as mesenchyme homeobox 2. Gene Ontology annotation, molecular function: RNA polymerase II cis-regulatory region sequence-specific DNA binding; DNA-binding transcription factor activity, RNA polymerase II-specific. The transcript is spliced from 3 exons. Gene Ontology annotation, cellular component: nucleus. Bases 210 to 1145 code for a protein of 311 amino acids. Lineage: Eukaryota; Metazoa; Chordata; Lepidosauria; Squamata; Eublepharidae. Gene Ontology annotation, biological process: positive regulation of transcription by RNA polymerase II. The record is from RefSeq and is a predicted model, not a curated record.
CACCUUCUUUUCUGCCGCGCGUUUGGGCCGCCGGAGCGAGGCCACGGGCAGAGCGAGGCGCGCGCCGGCCGAGGAGACCUGGAUUACUCGCGCCGCCGCGCCAGCAGCCACUUGCCGCCGCUGUUCGCUCGGGGGGUGGCUGGGAGGGGCUGCGGACCGGCGCGUCUCUCGCCCGCGGGCUAACGCCGCGCGGAGCCCCGUUGCAUGCGAUGGAUCACACGCUCUUCGGCUGCCUGCGCAGCCCCCACCAUGCCCCGGGGCAGGGCUUGCACCCGUUCUCGCAGUCGGCCCUGGCCCUGCACGGCCGCUCCGAUCACAUGUCCUACCCCGAGCUCUCGGCGUCGUCCUCCUCUUGCAUCAUAGCGGGAUACCCCAACGAGGAGGGCAUGUUCGGCAGCCAGCACCACCGGGGGCACCACCACCACCACCAUCACCACCACCACCACCAGCCGCCGCCGCCGCAACCCCACCAGUCCCUGCAGACAAACUGGCACCUCCCGCAGAUGGCCUCGCCACCGCCGCCCCCUCCGCCCUCGGCCUCGGCCAGGCACAGCCUGUGCCUCCAGCCCGACUCGGCGGGACCCCCGGAGCUCGGCACCAGCCCCCCCGGACUGUGCUCCAACUCCCCCAGCCUGGGCAGCAGCACCCCGACGGGGGCGGCGUGCGCGCCAGGAGAUUACGGCCGGCAGGCGCUGUCGCCUGCGGAGACCGAGAAGAGAGCGGGCAAGAGGAAAAGCGACAGCUCAGAUUCUCAAGAGGGGAAUUAUAAAUCAGAAGUAAACAGUAAACCGAGGAAGGAAAGAACAGCUUUCACCAAAGAGCAAAUCAGAGAGUUAGAAGCAGAAUUUGCCCACCACAACUACCUCACCAGGCUGCGAAGAUAUGAGAUAGCAGUAAACCUGGAUCUUACUGAGAGACAGGUAAAAGUUUGGUUCCAGAACCGACGGAUGAAAUGGAAGCGGGUAAAGGGGGGGCAGCAAGGGGCUGCAGCUCGGGAAAAGGAACUGGUGAACGUGAAAAAAGGCACACUGCUCCCUUCAGAGCUUUCUGGCAUUGGUGCAGCCAGCCUCCAGCACACAGGGGACUCUCUAGCAAAUGAUGACAGCCACGACAGCGAUCACAGCUCUGAGCAUGCACACUUAUGAUAAAGCAUGAAAGUCACAGCUCCAUUCUCAGGAAUAAUGCGCUAACACGGCAAGCCUUACAGAGACAUUGUUCCCAUAUGCAAGUGACUCCGGCAAUACAAAAAUGGAUCUAUGGUUUCUAUUUCCCUUGGAGUCUUUUUUAAAUGAGUUCAGUAAGUGCCAUGCCUUAAAGGUGCCUUGUGAGCAGAAGCAAAGAAAAAAGGAAAAGAACCUAAUUCUUUUUGAACAUUCCAGUGUUGUUUGUCAUUUCAGUGACAAUGGGCAGGUAUUUUUGCUUUAGCUUGCACUGAAAAUGCCAUUGUUCUCAAUAGAUUUAAUAUUCAGUGGGGGUGGGGGGUGGGGAUUAAAUACCACAGUGCCAACAGAAACACUGUCUAGUAGAUGAGAAAUAUAUUUUAACUCUGUAUAUAUCUAUUUUACAGCAUUUUUACUUUUCACUCACUUUUAGCAAUGCAAUCAUAUUAGCUGAUGGCAAUAGUCACUCAUGACAAUAAAUGGCUUUUUUUGUCUCUCUCUCUUUUUUGUUUUGUUGCCCCACCGAUAUAUAAUACAUGCAGACAAUUGAGUGUGGAGAGUGAAGAAUGCUAGGGAAAGUCCUUAUACAGACAAAACAGAUCUUAUGUUGCAUUUACUAUCAACUGCUGCUAAUGGGAAUUUAUUAAACCUUGCUCCUCAAAUCUUCUUAUUGUAUAACAGCAAAGUUCUAUCAUCCUUUCAUCUUUACAGUUUAUCACCAUGAACAUUUUACAUGAAUACAUCAUUUUGGCUCAUGGCAGCUGCUAGGCACAUGCCAUGUAUUCCAGGGUAGCUCUGAACAACUAUAACUGCCUGAAAGGAAUUGGGUUGUGGAGAGUAGCUUGUGUUAACAUACUGGACGCUUUUAUCUUCAGCACCAUCAUUUUGUAUUCAGGUCUUCUUAAUGUCUCAAGAAAGAUUUGACUGCCUCUGGUAAUAGUCGGACAAAUCAGUUAAACAUAGCUAUGUAUCAAAGCGCAAAAGUCAAGGCAUCCUUUCUUUUCCAGCUUGUGUGUACAUAAAGUCCAGUGUUAAAACCAAACUUUACAGAAAACACUGAUUGUACUUUGUAAAGGAA